This is a messenger RNA of Aethina tumida (small hive beetle), 7600 nucleotides long. RefSeq lists its product as uncharacterized. Gene Ontology annotation, molecular function: protein kinase activity; ATP binding. Gene Ontology annotation, biological process: protein phosphorylation. The record is from RefSeq and is a predicted model, not a curated record. The transcript has 16 exons. Bases 261 to 6524 code for a protein of 2087 amino acids. NCBI's taxonomy places the organism in Eukaryota, Metazoa, Arthropoda, Insecta, Coleoptera, Nitidulidae.
CUGUCAAAAACCCUGCUUCGAUAAAUGUCAUUUUAAACGCAAAAAUAGUGGAUUGAUGUUGGUCUUGGGGACAUCGGUAGAUGUUCACGCCGUCUUAGGUGGUUCGGUGGCCGUGCAAGUAUUAUGCCAGUGUAAAAUGUGACCGCACAAGAAAAACUCGACAAAAGCAAAGUUUUACGAUCAAUACAACAAAAUAAAAGUGUAUUUAUGAAAUUCAAUGAUCGUUAGUGCAUGUUUUGUGCAGUGACAGUUUAUGAAUUAUGGAAACACCAUGGAAAUUGUUAAGUUUAUGCCUGGGGCUGUUGCUGUUUCAAUUAUGCAAUGGAUUUCCCAUUAAUUCGGAGAGUACUCCUUCAGAUUCCCACUCACAACUGCUUACGGGACUCGUAGCAGUUUUGUUGACCGUCUGCAGCGUCGUGUUUUUGGCCGGGUGUCUCUGCUGCCAGCGCCGGAAUGGAUUUAAGGAGUUUCGGGACAGUCCAGUAGUAGCUUCAACUGCUUCAAAUUUAGAUCAUGGCCACGUCAAUCCCAUUGCCAAUGGGGAGUUUACCAUAUUCACCCCUUUAUCUCCACCUCAUCAAAAUAACAAUGUAUUUCUUGCAAAUCAACAGAUUAUAGCAAGAACACGAGAUGAUUAUUCAUACGGUGAUGUGGAUGUCAGUGACUGGUUCAGUGAAUCUGAAAAAGAUUUUCCCAGAAUUAAACUUAAAUACAUCCGUGAACUUGGUAGAGGCUGGUUCGGAAAGGUGGUUGAGGGCGCCGCCCAAGACAUCGGCAAUGGCGAAGACAAGCGUCAAUGGACGCCCGUCGUGGUCAGAAUUCUGGAGGCUUCGGCUUCCAGCAAGGAGAGAGUUAUUUUUCUGCACGACGCAACCAUAUACAGGUGCGGCAGUCACCCCAAUUUAUUGUCAUUGAUUGGCCGUUGUUUAGACACGAUUCCAUUAUUGAUACUGCAAGAAUUUUGUCCUCAGGGAGAUCUGAAAAAAUAUUUAAGACAAAACAAAUCAAAAUCAGAAAAUUCUAUAUUAUCAACGGAGUAUCCAUUAAUUUGGUGUUGCCAGUUAACAUCAGCCCUUAAGUUCCUUCAUGAAAACAAUGUAACACAUCCCGAUUUAGCUAGUAGAAACUGUCAAUUGACGGCGAAUCUCACCCUCAAACUCGGUGACUACGGCAUGGGCCUACAGAGGUACCCCCAAGACUAUUACCAGGGCUCGCCGGGACUGCCCGUGCGGUGGUGCGCACCCGAAUCCCUCGUGUGCACCUCGACGACCAUACAGCCGUGCACGGUGACCAAGGAGUCCAACGUGUGGUCUUUGGGUGUCACGCUGUGGGAGAUUUGCGAGUGCGGCGACCAACCCUACUCCCAGCUGACCGACGACGAGGUGCUGUCGCAGGUUCUGGGAUCACCCAACGUUAGACUGAGCAGGCCUACUUUUACAGUACUUUACACAGACUACAUAUAUCGUUUAAUGCAGUUGUGUUGGACGAAUGCAGAAUCUCGCCCUUCAGUAGCACAAAUCGACCUCAUGUUGGCAGAUUUACUGCAGGUACACAAAAAUGCCAAUAAAUGCGCAUCAUCGGAGUCCACUGAUGACUUCGAAAGACGAUGGGAGUCGCUAAAACCCAACAAUAUCGUCCACACACAAGACAUCAACAGUUCGGAGGGUGAUGUUGAAAUUCAAAUUACCAAACCUUUAUCGCCGAGUUUAAAUAAUUUACAUGGUUCGUUAGAUAAUUUCUUAAUUGAUAAUGAACCUGACAAUAACUGGUAUCAAAAUUCAUCAACUAGUGAUGAACUAUUUUCUUCCAAUAACUUGAAUGACACAACAGAAGCAGCAAUUGGCGCAUCCAAUUCCAAACCAGAAAUCAGUAAACCCAUAGAGUUCAAAUUAGGUCCAGCACCUCCCCAAUCGGAUCAAAGCACAUUGAGCGAGAGUCUGAGUGGAAGUAUAAUGAAUAGAAGUAGUGAGAGUGAGACUGAGGAUGAGAAUUGGAAGAGAAAAGUAGAAUUGGGGGCUUACACAGAAAAAGUCCGCCUAAAAUCCAAGUCUGUUGCCGAUUUGAUGGUACUGACUCACAUUGAUUAUUCGGAAUCGGAGUCCGAGACUCCUUUGCCAAGUUUAGAUUACAGAAGUAAUUACAAAAACGUAAGGUAUCCUCUGAAGACGAACUUGGAGAAUGUUAGUCUAACAUUCGGAAGCGAAGGUAAUUUGUUGAACGUCCAAGAUAAUUUCGAAGACGAACUGAGGAAAUUGCAUGAAGAACGUAGAGAUAGUCUGCUUUUCGUACCUGAUAAACAUAGUCAAAAUAUUAGUUUAUAUCAAAGUAAACCUUUAGAUGUCUUGGUGACCAAUAUAUCAGCAAAUGACGAUUCACCCAACAAAAGAUUAAUGCAGGAAUUGAAUAGUGGAUCAGAAAUUAAACCUGCUAGUCAAGUGUAUAACGUAUUUAAUGUUACCAUAGAUAAAUUCAGUCCUCUGCAUGUAAACAGUACAAAAUUGCAGAAAAUCAUUAAUCUACAGGAUCCCGAAGACGACAUUCCUUUGAAACUUAACCACAUGACAAAUCUGAGCACCGAUACUCGCAUAUCAAAUGUCACAUAUCUGAACGCUGAAAAGCUCGAGCUAAACCAACAAAAUAGUUUGUUGCAAAAUUUCUCUCGAGAAGAUACGAAAGAUUUAAAGGACGAUGAUGUCGUAGCAGUGCCAACAUUAGAAAACGCUCAGCCAGAAAAUAUUGAAACUAAUAUUACACAGACGUCUAAUUUAGGUACUGUAUCUAAUACUCUACAAGUACCAACACUUGUUGAAAUUAUACAAAAUAGGGAUGACCUUAUGGAGUUUAUCGUAGCUAACUACAGUUACGAUAGUAUUGAUGAAGAUGUUAAUGAAACCAUCUCCGAAAAGUGUGUUGAAGAAAACACAUCUGAGAAUGUCAAAGAAGGCUCUGAGAGUCUAGAAAACGUUCCUAGUGAUUUACUAAACAAUGGGCGACUUGAUACAAAUAGUGUACAGAUUAACGAAGACAACACAAUAACAAAUAGUGAUAAUUUUUCAGAAAAUGCACAAAAAUCAGUAUUAGAAACAGAUAACGAUGAAGAACACGUAUUGAAUCUAGAAGAAACAAACGAAAGUAUUCCUUUAGAAAUGGAAGAAAAAGCAUCAGGGGUGAUUAGUAACGAUGAAUCUCAAACCAGUGAAUCAGGAGACAAGUCUCAAUAUGAAAGUUGUACGUCUCAUAUUGAUGAUACAACAAACAUAGCAAAGCCCAAAGUUGAAUUCGACUUAAGCAGUAGUCAAAAAGGAACGUUGCCAAAUCCCCUUACACACUCCAGUGUCUUUUCGAGCACACCUUAUAGAAAAAAGAAUUUAGAUCUGACACAGUCUCUGGAAGACACGUUCAGCAGUUUGAAUCUAUACGAAUGCGUUAAACCUGAAGAAGACUGUGAGGUGGAGUUUUCCUCAAAUUUUGCACCUUUGGAAAACGAAUAUGACGGAAAAAAUUUCAAUUACUCCCUAGAAACGUGGGAUAACUUUUUAGGCAAAACCAUGGAUGACCAAAGUAAGGAGGACAUAUUCGACAGUUUUACUUCUGAACCUCAAAGUUUGUUGUUCCUUGAAAAUAAUGAUGAACAAGCAGUAGUUAAUUCAAAUGAAGCAGAUAAAUCAAAUGAAUAUGAAGUUACUGAAAUAAAUGAGACGUUUGUUGUGAACAAUGAUAAAUUGAAGACCAGCGACGAAAAAGAUGGCACUUUUGUCUUAAAUGAUACGCAGAAAAAUGAUGGUACAUUCACAAUGGAGGAUACAAAGGACACCGACCAAAAUGGUACCUGGGGAGCUGGUGGCGGAUGGUUUUUGCAUCCUCAAACCAGCAACGAAGAUGUAUCUGGAGAAAUCACAAUUGCCAAAAGUGAUUCUGAUAGCUACGUGGGCUUUAGCAUGGACGACGAAAUAAUGGCGGCGAUACGAAAUGAACUACUCUCUAAACUGCCUCAUGCUCAGGGAACAUCUAACGAGAAUGUUAAGGAAGAAGAGGAGUGGGAAAACGGUACUCGAAAUGAAGUGUUUCUAAGAUAUAAUGUAUAUAAUACUCCUUUGUCACCAAUUCCUGAAGAAAGUUUGAUUGAUGAUUGCUCAGAGGAAACUACACCAAGGCGACAGUCUUUGGAUGAAAGCUACAUAUCCGACAGUGAUGAAGAACAAGCCGGAACACAACAGGAUACUGAAACCCCAUCGGCACACCAAUCGGAAAGUCCGAUUCGUGGCCGACUACAUAGGCACACACCUAGCCAGGAUUCAUGUUGCUCUAACGACACGCUGUUUAACUUGGAGGAACUUACCACUAAUGAUCCUGAGAAUCAGCCCAACAAAAGCACAGAAGUGGAGAACACUAUCGCCAAUGUUGCUGAUGUUAAUGUAAAUAAAGAAGAAUCCAAUACUGAAAAAGAUGAAGAAGAUAAGCCACAAAAUGGUGAAACCUCAAACAGCAAAUACUUGGAAGACUUCAUACAAUCGGAGAGGGAAAGUAGCUCGUUAACAUUGGUUAAAGUAACCGAAGCACCUGAAGAAAUCAGCUCUGAAAGCGUGUCAUCCGACACAGAUCAUCUUUUGCCAUUCAUAAAGCAAUUUGUACCACCACUACCAUCACCAGAAGACAAGCCAUGGAAGCAAUUACCGGCCUCGAUGUUGAGUUACGACAAAGUAAUUUUUAAUGCUAAAGAAUCGAAGGACGAUGCGGAUGAUUUGGAUCUCAAUAAGGAGAAAAACGAGUCUCAGGAUGAAGAUGUGGAAGUAUUAGCAAAUAAGGAUAACAUUUAUGAUAGUGUGAACAACACUAUGUACGAGAACAUUGAGAAUAUACAACCAAAUUACGAAAACGUCCCUGAAAAGGUGACCUACGAGAACAUAGAUACGAAACAGGAGUACGAAAAUCUCGCAUAUGAGAACAUAGAUAACGUAAAUGACAUAUAUAACGAAGCCGAUUAUGUGAACAUUGUGAAUUUCGAAAAUUCUAAAAACUCCGCAGAUUUUAAUAAAAUCUCAAACGAAGAAUCGAAAAAUGUUAAUUACGAUCAACACGAUGAAUUAAUUAUUAACGACGACGAGGAAACUAGUAAUUUGUUCGGCGUACUAACGGACAUUCGAUUCAAUGGUCCAGGUGAUAGCCAGUUCAUGUCGACGUCGUUUAGCGAGAGCAAUGAUAACGAUGAACAGGAUUGGGAUAGUGGUUCUGAUACUCGGUCCAGUUCGAGUGGGGAGUUCAUUUGGAAAGAAGGGGAGCAUGAAGAGUCCCUCAAAGCCCUUCGAGCUGUCCCACAAGAUGUGCUUGACGAUAUUAAACCAAUGGAGGGCAUAGAGGAGGAGGAAGUCUACAGCGACAGUAGUAUUAGCAGCGGUAGCACCAGCGGUGAUGAGGGCGAAACACCAGAAUUCGUACCAUCCGCCUGGGACAAAUAUGCGACGCCCACCAAAUCAGCUUUAAGAUCCCCAGAGAAGACGUUGGAAAGAGAUGAAAAGAAAGCAAAAGGCGUCUGGUUUAAAAAACAAAAGUACCACUGCGUUUACGAGUAUCCUCGAGAACCCGACAGUCCCGUGCUACAGAGUCAGGAUCUGUGGAAGCCUCAAUCUGAUUUCACUGACUGGGAUUUUGAUGCAGAUACUUAUUUACCUACGCUGACCGCUGAUAAUGAUAUAUUAUCCCUCAAUACCUAUACCUACCAACCACCCAACUACAGUAAGGGUAGAAAUUUAUAUGAUCUCACAGACAUAUCCGAACCAAGUAAUUUAGGCAAUGAGGAGUUUUUCAUAAGCAGUUCCUCAAAACCAUUUGACAUGAUAAGUAGCCUCAGUUCCCAAUUUUUCCCAGGGAGCAGUCAGUGGACAGUGGAGAACAUGACCCCUGACAGUGGAAUGGAGGACAUAACACCAGCCAGUUUAGAUGAUUAUCCAACAGGCGAGUUAAGAAAAUCAGUCGUACCUCCACUUAAAGUCCUGGCUAGUGAAGCUGCUAAUCCAAUAAAGAAGUUCAUCAAAGGAAACGAUUCACUAGGAGGGUUAAGACAUACAAGGAAUAAAUUAAAACUCGAUUUACCACCUAGUCCCAGUGCGUUUACAACAGGGAAAAUGUUUACAGUUGAACCCAGUAUUGAACCAGUUGUGUUGAGGGAGAAACCUACAUUCUCGACAUUCGGGAAGAGUCGAUUUUUGGUACAACAGGUUGAUACACCCCCAGAUGGUACUACGGAGAAUAAAAACGUAUCAUUUGAAGCUCUUCCCUACAAACCUUUAAAUAACUCAGAAGCUUUAGACACCCCAGCAGAAAAGCAAGCUGAUUCAGCUGAUAUGUCACCUGAACUAGUUACAUAUCCAUCAAUCAAAAGUCAAAUUAUCAAGGAUGUUGGCAUGGAUGAAACUAAAUGCAAAGUCGAAUUCGUAAGAGGCGAAGCCAGUUUACUGGACAGUGCAGAUGAGGAUAGUGGCAUAGAAUCCAGUACUUUGGAAAGGAAGCUGAGUAAUACAACAUAGAUUCCCAACGUUUUUAACAUCUUAAUAAGGUUUAGAAAAUGUGAUUUUAUGUACAAUUGAUGGAAAACUUACACAAAAUUAAUAACCAUUAAUUAAUAAAUGUUAAAUGCAUGUCAAAAAUAUAUGAUUUGUACAUGGAAUUAUCCGUAAAAUUAAAAAAUUAAAAUUUUAAACAUUCCCAAAUUUCAAUUUAAAAUGUUUUCGUAAAUUUUAGACAGGCCAAAAUUAAAUGCCAAUGUCGUUAGUAUUUUAUCUUAACGUAGAAUAUGCUGUUGGCAGUGGCGUAACUCGAAUACGUGUUUAUGAUCGUCGUGUAUACAUAUGUGAAAAUCACCAAAGACAAAAUUUGCGUCUUUACUAGAGUCUUUUUUGAGGUACAAACAUUAAAAUCAUUAAUGUAGAAUUGUAGGAUUUGCGCCACUGACCGCAGAACAAGUAUUUUACCCAUAUGUAUGUUACAUCUUAAUUAUAAUUAUGUCGUUUGGGUGGUUUACCAAAUGUUUAUGUGAUAUUUAAAUUUGAAAUCAUUUUUAUCUGUUGUAACCUUAAUAUCCAGACACUUAAUUUAAUAAAUGUUUAGUGAAUUUAUUUGUGAAUAUUGUAUUCGUUAAUAGAGUUUUAAUAUGUAAGCAUUGUGACCGGGAUAUAUUAAUAUUAACUGGUAGUUUGUGUAAUAUUACUUAGACAGUCCUCUAAAUUUUAAAAAUGUACAAACUGAAACUUGACGUCCAAUUUAACGUUGUUAUUUUAACUAAAUGUAAUUUUUAUAUAAACUCAGUAUUUUAUGUUAUAUCCUCUCUGUGGUUACUAGUUUUUUAUUAAUUUUGUAAUUAAUAACGGGUUUGUACAGCGUUUAAUGUUUUAUGUUUAUCAAGUUUAUCUUCUUGCAAGAUAUACAUGUUCUGAAAUUGUUAUUUGUGGUCUUGUGUAAAAUGCUGUAAAACUCCACUACGACUGUUGUGGCUAUGUCCGUAUCGGACCUAAUUUUGUGAUUGGUUAUUAAAUAUUUCUUGUAUCAGUAGUAGUUCCAUUGUAAUAUAUUGUAGUAAGUAUUAAUAAACAUUUUAUUGAACGAU